Molecule: messenger RNA, 886 nt
Organism: Phytophthora sojae
Lineage: Eukaryota; Oomycota; Peronosporomycetes; Peronosporales; Peronosporaceae
Product: putative 5 alpha steroid reductase
Exons: 1
Coding region: 29-886 (285 amino acids)
Biological process (GO): lipid metabolic process
Cellular component (GO): membrane
Molecular function (GO): oxidoreductase activity, acting on the CH-CH group of donors
Source: RefSeq, a predicted model, not a curated record
GAAGCCCCAAGAAGACCUUUUGACGACCAUGGGCUUCCUGCGCAACGUGGCUGGCUCGGCCAUCGCCCUCUCGCUGGCGGCGGUCGUGGCGUUCUACACCGACCUGCAGCUCUACGCGGCCGUGUGCGUGGGCGUGCAGUGGCUCUCGGCGCUCUACGCCGUGCCCAAGCAGGACGAGCGGUACUUCGACCUCACGGGCUCCGUCACGUACGCGGUCGUGUCGCUGCUGGCCUACGCCGCAAAUGAACGCGCGUCCUGGCGCGAGUCGCUGCUCACCGCGCUCGUGUGGCUCUGGUGCGUGCGCCUCGGCUCGUUCCUGUUCCUGCGCAUCAGCGAGUGCGGCGAGGACAAGCGCUUCAAGGACAUCCGCGUGAACCCGCUGCGGUUCCUGGGCGUCUGGAGCAUCCAGGGCCUCUGGGUGCUGCUCACGGUGCUACCCGUGCUGCUGACGCUCAAACACGGGGUGCGCGACCCGCAGGUGUCGCCGCUGGACGUGGCCGGCGUCUCGCUCUGGGUCGUGGGCUACGUGAUGGAAGUCGCGGCCGACUACCAGAAGACCCAGUUCCGUCGAGACCCGAGCAAGAAGGGGCAGUUCAUCCAGAGCGGCCUCUGGUACUACAGCCGCCACCCCAACUACUGCGGGGAGAUCAUGAUGUGGAUCGGGGUGUUCUGUGUGAGCGUGCACACGCUGCCGACCGCAGCGCUCAAGUGCUGGGCGGCGCUGAGUCCGGUGUUUGUGACGUUCCUGCUGCUGUUCGUCUCGGGCGUCCCGCUACUGGAGAAGCAGGCGGAAGAGCGCUGGGGAUCUACCAAGGCGUACCAAGAGUACAAGGCGCAGACCAGCGUGCUGGUGCCCAUGCCCAAGACCAAAGCCAAGUCGGCGUAG